This is a messenger RNA of Ichthyophthirius multifiliis, 1593 nucleotides long. RefSeq names its product kinesin heavy chain, putative. NCBI's taxonomy places the organism in Eukaryota, Ciliophora, Oligohymenophorea, Hymenostomatida. The transcript is spliced from 4 exons. Gene Ontology annotation, molecular function: microtubule motor activity; microtubule binding; ATP binding. The annotation marks the transcript as partial. Gene Ontology annotation, cellular component: kinesin complex; microtubule. Gene Ontology annotation, biological process: microtubule-based movement. The record is from RefSeq and is a predicted model, not a curated record.
AAAAGAAGUUAAUCUUUUAAUAUAAUGAAUAAAAAACUAUUUUAAAAAUAUUAAAAUUAAGAAUAAAAUUAACAACUAGAAAAAUAAUUUAAUUAAAUAUCUUAUGUAUAAAAUAAUUUGAAUAAUUUAUCUCUUAUAAGUAAUAAAUUCGGAAUACUGAAUUUGUCAAUGUAAGAUAUCUUUAAUUAAGUAGAAGAGUAAACUAAUACUCAUUUUAUGUUAAAAUGUUCAUAUAUAGAAAUUUAUAAUGACUAAAUAUAUGAUUUAUUAACUAUUUAAUAACAUUUUUAAGAAUAAUUAUUUAUAGGAGAAAGUUAAAAUAAAGAAUUUUUUGUAAAAGGAGCAUGUGAAUAAAUAAUAAACUCUCUUUAAGAUAUUUAAGAAGUUUUAAUAAAAGGAGAAAAAAAUAAGCAUUAUGCAUAAACUGUAAUGAAUCAUAUUUCUUCCAGAUCUCAUGCUAUAUUCAUGCUUGUAAAAAAAAAUAUUUAUUUAAAAAGAAAUAUAAAAUUAUUAUUUAAAUAUAGUAGUGAAAGAUUAGAAACUUUAUAAUAAAAUAAAUCAAAUUUUUUAGAAGGAAAUAGUCUUUUAAAUAAUAUAGUAAGAGAUAAAUAAAAUGAAAGUAAAACAAUAAAUAAGAGUCUAUUUUUCUUAACAUAAGUAAUAAACCUUAAAAGUUAGAGAAAAAAUGACGUCCAUAUCCCUUAUAGAAACAGCCCUUUAACAAAGUUGCUUAAAAGUUCUUUAGGUGGAAAUAGUCGAACUGCAAUUAUUUUAUGUAUAAAUCCUUGUUUAAGUUAAAUUGAUUAAAGUCUAAGCACUUUAAGGUUUGGUUUGAAUGCAAAGAAAAUAUAAAAUUUGGUAUAAAAAAAUAUUGCUUAAGAAUUAAAUAAUGAUUAUUUGAGAAACAUUAUUAAAGAAUAUGAAAAAAGAAUAAGGGAAUUGGAGGAAGAAAAAGAUUAAAGUAAAGCUGAUUCUUAAAAACUUCUUUAAACUAUUUAAAAUUUAGUCAAUUAAAAAAAUAAUAUCUAAUAAAGACUUAAAAAUGAAGAUGGAUUAAAUUAGGUUUAAAUUGAUGAAUUUUCUAACAAAUAAGAUAAUAUAAGCUUUAAAAAUUAGGAUUACAUUUGUAUUGAAAAUGUUGGAUUAAUAAAAGUAUUUUAUAAAAUAUUAAUUUUCUCUCUUUAUACAAAAAAAAUAUAGAUAUUUAAUAAAUAAUAAUAAAGUAAAUAAAACAAUAACUCUUUAAUUAAUUUAAGUUAAAAACUAAAUGAAAAUAAUUAAUAGAAUUUAAGUAAAAAAUAAUUAUUGUAAAUAUAAAUUAUUUUAUAUUAAAAAUACUUGUAGUUUAGUAAAAUAAUGAAAAAGAAAAUAAUCUUAGUAUAAAAAUUUUAAAUUAAUAAUAAUAUGUAAAAUUUUAUUAUAAUGAAGUCAAAUAAUAAUUAAUAUAAAUAAAAAAUAGGGCCAAUAAAAAAAUAGUAACUCAUAAAAUAACUUGCUUGUUAAAUAAAUAAAUUUAUUCUAAAGUAUAAGAGACUCAGAUAUCACAAAUUUAAAUCUAAAAGAUUUAGAAAAAUUAGAGGAAGAUACACAUGA